Momordica charantia (bitter melon) is the source of this 1561-nucleotide messenger RNA. RefSeq names its product transcription factor UNE12. NCBI's taxonomy places the organism in Eukaryota, Viridiplantae, Streptophyta, Magnoliopsida, Cucurbitales, Cucurbitaceae. Gene Ontology annotation, biological process: regulation of transcription by RNA polymerase II. Gene Ontology annotation, molecular function: RNA polymerase II cis-regulatory region sequence-specific DNA binding; DNA-binding transcription factor activity, RNA polymerase II-specific; protein dimerization activity. The record is from RefSeq and is a predicted model, not a curated record. Gene Ontology annotation, cellular component: nucleus.
UAAAAAGCUGAGACCAAAAAAAGGAAAAAAAAGAGAGAGGAGAGAGAGAGAGAAGGUUUUUGCAGAGAGGUUAUUGAAUUGCUCGCAGUUCAAAAUCGUUUCCGGGUUAUCGGAUUUCGGAUCUGCCACCCAUUUCUACGACACCUCCCUUCUUUUGGGCUUCCCCAAAAAAACAUCCUUUUUUUUUUCUUUUUGGUUUUAAGUUAGAUUUUGUUGUUCAUUUUGAUUUUGGUGGAAGUGUUAUAAUCAUGGCGGGGAUCCCCUCUGAGGGGUUGGGGGAUGAUUUCUUCGAGCAGAUUCUGGCGGUGCCGCCGGCUUACGGCGGCGAUGUGGUGGCCAUGACCAUGCCGAUGGGGCUGCAACUCGGGUCCGGCGGCGGAGGGAUGGCGAUGCCGUUGGGGCUGAAUUUGGAGCAAGGCUUUUUGAGGCAGGAGAGGUUCAGAGAAGAGCUUGAUGCCCAAAAUAAUAAUAAUAAUGCUUCUUCUUCCUCCACUGCCUCUUCAGGAAUCACUGAGAGAGAUUCUUCGGUGCACCACAUGACAAGCCUGUUUCCGACCUUUGGACACUUGCAGACUCAAGCUCUCCGGCCACCGCCGCCGCCGCUACAUCUCCACCAGCCCUUCCACAACCAGAUGACUCCCGGGACCGUUGUUGCUGUACCGCAACCGCCUCAAGUCCGUCCAAGAGUUCGAGCAAGACGAGGGCAAGCGACUGAUCCUCACAGUAUUGCAGAAAGGUUGCGUCGGGAAAGAAUCGCAGAAAGAAUGAAGGCCUUGCAAGAGUUGGUUCCUAGCUGCAAUAAGUCUGAUAGAGCGGCAAUGCUGGAUGAAAUUGUGGAUUAUGUAAAGUUUCUUAGGCUUCAAGUUAAGGUUUUAAGCAUGAGCAGACUAGGCGGGGCAGGUGCGGUGGCUCAACUUGUGGCCGACGUACCCCUAUCAUCAGUUGAGGGAGAGGGCAUUGAGAGUGCCAGCAAUCAGCAAGCAUGGGAAAAGUGGUCAAGUGAUGGGACAGAGCAACAAGUAGCAAAAUUGAUGGAAGAAGAUGUGGGAGCUGCCAUGCAAUUCCUUCAGUCUAAAGCUCUAUGCAUCAUGCCCAUCUCAUUAGCCUCUGCAAUUUUCAGGACACACCAAGGGGAUCCACCCAUGAUAGUGAAGCCUGAAAUGAACACUCCUUAGGACCACCAACCGAUGACAUUUCAAGUUUCUCGUGCCUGCCCAUCUCGGGAUCAACCGUGCAUUUCCUCUCAAAGUUGGUUAACUGUCUCUAUCUGUCCUUAUUUACGAAUAUCACCGUAAUGUAAUCUAAUUUUUCCUAACUCCUGAUUCGAAGAGGCAUUCAAGUCAAUGCAACUGUUUGGUCUUACUUUCGAUUUUUGAAAUGAGCGGUCAUUGUCGAGCUUUAAAAAGAAAAAAAAGCUUGAAAGUAGUACUUGAUGUGCUUCUUCUUUGCCAAGGUCAAGUUUGAGGAUAGUGUUUUUCAAAAGCUCAAUUGAUGUCUCUCUUGUUGUAUCAAGGGUAAAUAUUUUGUGAUGGAAAAUGAAAAUCUUCCACUUUUUUUUUUC